This is a messenger RNA of Symbiodinium natans, 920 nucleotides long. The record is from the annotation of a GenBank genome assembly. Lineage: Eukaryota; Dinophyceae; Suessiales; Symbiodiniaceae.
AUGUCAAUGCACCUGCAGAAAUGCAAUCCGCUUUUUUCCAUACUUGUCGGCCUGUCUGCUACGCUAGUGUUAAUUGGUUUGGCCUCGAGCACCUUCGUUCCUUUCCAGACAACGGCCGCGGACUGGGAAUUGAGGGGGCCCCUUAAGUCGUGUGAUGCCCGAGCCGGCGACAACGUCGAGGUCCUUGUGGCAGGCGUGUCACGCACCGGCACAAGUUCCAUGCAGGAAGUGCUACAGAGGCUCGGCUAUCACACGACGCACUGGCAGGGCUACAUGUCCCGAUAUUUUGAAUUCAUAUCGUACUUCUACAGCGGCUCCAUCGCGGACCCCGAUCUGCAGAAAGUCUUCCAGGACAUUCCUGGCAAGGGCGCUUUGCUGGACAUUGUGGUUCCCGCGCUUUUUGAUGACCUGAGGUGCACAUACCCCAAUGCAAAGGUCAUUCUCACAACAAGGGCGCCCGCUUCGUGGCUCAACAGCUACGAGGCCUAUGUGGCCUCAACCUGGGUCUACCACUGGACCCGGUAUCCAGGCUUGCAGUUGCUGAGCCACGUGUCCAGAGCCUUGCGCUUGGGGAACAUCUUGCGCCAACUGUCGCUGAUGCAACCCCAGUCUGGACUUGACCUGGACCUUCUGCCGGAGCUCUCCGAAGUUUUCCGCAGGAGUGAUGAGGUCAUGUUUGGCUCGUGGGAACCGAGCUGGUUUCACAUCAAGAAGAGGCAGAGGUAUGAGGACCACGUCAAGGCCACAGUGCCACCGGAGCAGCUCCUAGUCUUUGACGCCAGCGCCGGAGACACAUUGGGAAAGCUGGGUCAGUUCUUGAAUGUGUCCGCCGGGCAAGGUGCGUUUCCUAAGCUUUUCCACAAGGUAGCCUUGAGCAGUCAAGGCACUCAGGCAGGAAUUGUGCGCCACAACGCCGUGAU